This is a messenger RNA of Rhododendron vialii, 2299 nucleotides long. Its product is annotated as probable (S)-N-methylcoclaurine 3'-hydroxylase isozyme 2. Gene Ontology annotation, molecular function: heme binding; oxidoreductase activity, acting on paired donors, with incorporation or reduction of molecular oxygen; monooxygenase activity. Lineage: Eukaryota; Viridiplantae; Streptophyta; Magnoliopsida; Ericales; Ericaceae. The record is from RefSeq and is a predicted model, not a curated record. The transcript has 2 exons. Bases 332 to 1858 code for a protein of 508 amino acids.
AAUCACAUUAAAAUGCGGAGAAAAUUUUCAGCCGAGCCGUUAUGUUCUAAGUGGUGCCCGCUCGGUACUCUUAAGCCGUUUAUUACAUUUUUGAACAGUUAGGAUUAAAAUCUUCUCUCUCCUCUCAUCCCUCCUCUUUCUCUCUUUUUUCUCUUUCCAAAUCUAAGUCAUCCAAAAUCUCAUCGGACUGCUUGAAUGUGCCGAGUGGGUACCACGUAGUACCCACCGCCGGCACUGAAAAAUUUCAAAAUACGUACAGUGCAACAAACAGUCUCUCCCCUUCUAUAUAUUCCAUUCCCAUGAACUAAUUUUAGUGCUAUCAAAACCCACCAUGAGUCUACCAUUGUUGUCUCUAAUACCGGCAGAAUCCAAUGUCUUCUUCCCUCUCAUUUUCCUCUCUCUCCUCUUCUUCCUCCUCUUAACCCACCACCGCACUCCAACCAGAAAACAACCGCCACUCCCACCAGGUCCAACUCCAUGGCCCGUAGUCGGCAACCUCUUCCAACUAAGUCGCAAGACCCCGCUCCACAUCUCCCUCGCCAACCUAGCCCAAGUCCACGGCCCACUCAUGCUCCUCAAAAUGGGUUCCCACCGGUUAAUCGUCGGGUCAUCCCAGGCCGCCGCCCGAGAAAUCCUCAACACCCACGACCGCAUCCUCUCCGGUCGGUACAUGCCGCGCGUGAUCCAAACCAAGGGGUCCAAAAUCCACAACCACCAGCUCGCGUUCAACGACGAGUGCGACCAUAGGUGGAGGCGCGUGAAGAGCGCGUACAAGAGCGAGCUGUUUUCGGCCAGAGCGUUAGAAUCCCAGGUGGGAAUCCGGGAGAGGAAAAUCUGGGAGCUGGUGGGUCAUCUGGGGCUGAUGGAUGGCAGGGUGGUGAAAAUCAAAGAGGUGGUGACUUUCACCGCGAUAAACAUAAUAAGUCGCGCGAUGGUGUCGAGGGAUUUCGUGGAUUUGGAAGGGAGAGGGGCGGGGGAAGGGCUGAUGCAGAACGUGAGGAGAUUCGCCGAGGCAGGGGCGAAACUGGGUGAUCUGUUUGCGGUGUUGAGCGGGUGGGAUUGGCAAGGGACGUACAAGGAGUUCUUGGGUGUAUUCGGGUGGUGUUGCAAUGUUUGGGUGGGUAUGGUGGAAGAAAGAAGAGGGAGCGGGAGCGGGAGCGGGAACGGGAACGGGAGAGAUUUUGCUGAUGCUUUGAUUGAGUCUGGCUUCAGUAAUGAUCAGAUUAAUGCCGUGUUUAUGGAGCUAUUUAGUGCUGGCAUAGAAAGCACUAGUGCAACAACUGAAUGGGCACUCACCGAACUCAUGAGGAAUCCAGAGCCCAUGCAAAAACUUCGUCAAGAACUUUCAAAAGAGAUCACGGGAGAUACAAUUAGAGAAUCUGAUUUGCAUCGCUUGCCCUACCUGGAAGCUUGUCUUAAAGAGACACUAAGGCUGCACCCUCCCGGCCCGUUGCUCUUACCUCACCGCGCCGUUGAAACAUGUGAGGUGAUGGGAUGCAUAAUUCCCAAGGACAGCCAAAUCUUGGUAAACAUGUGGGCAAUCGCUCGUGACCCGAAAAUCUGGGACGAUCCCCUGAGCUUCAAACCUGAGCGGUUUCUUUCGGCACGGUUGGACUACAUGGGUACCGACUUUGAAUAUUUUCCUUUCGGGUCGGGAAGGAGAUUUUGCCCUGGACAACCGUUGGCUUCAAGGGUAGUUCCGGUAAUUAUUGCUUCACUGAUCCACAAUUUUGAUUGGGUUCUUCCGGGAAACAUGGAUCCGGCCCAAAUUGAUAUGACUGACAAGUUGGAUGUAACAAUGCUGAAGCAGCAACCUCUCUGCGCCAUUCCUAAGUUGAGAAGGCAAUUAAUGAAGUGAAUACUAGUAUUGAUUGUGUAUUGAUAGUGUUGGUGGCUGGUGUAUUUGCUUAGUUCUCUUGUGCAUAUGGUUGAUAAAUUGGGGUGAAUAGUUUAUAGUUUCUGGGGAAAAUUGCUCGACAUUUUCCUGGGAAAUUAAAGUUCCUUGUAGUAUGGAAUGCUUUCAAGUGGUGGGAUUAUGGGUCUUGGAGCUUUUGGUUUUCUGUUGAUUGUUUGGAAGUUUUAGGGGGCAUGCCUCCUCUAUGUAUGUAAUGUACAAAUUCCCUGUAUUUUUCUAUUUUAGUGUGCAUCGAUUAUCAAAGUCGCCGAGCUAAACGUGUGCCUUGGUGCUUAAAGAUCACUUCCCCUGUGCUAGCUAGCUCUUUUUUAGCUCUAUAAGAGCAUGUACACCAAUGGUUAUGUAUUUUAGCUACCAAAUAAUUCACUUUUUUCAUUUUACCUA